Erpetoichthys calabaricus (reedfish) is the source of this 2331-nucleotide messenger RNA. Its product is annotated as C5a anaphylatoxin chemotactic receptor 1-like. The record is from RefSeq and is a predicted model, not a curated record. Gene Ontology annotation, cellular component: plasma membrane. Gene Ontology annotation, biological process: phospholipase C-activating G protein-coupled receptor signaling pathway; positive regulation of cytosolic calcium ion concentration; inflammatory response. The coding region runs from base 488 to 1579 and encodes 363 amino acids. Gene Ontology annotation, molecular function: complement receptor activity; G protein-coupled receptor activity. Lineage: Eukaryota; Metazoa; Chordata; Cladistia; Polypteriformes; Polypteridae. The transcript is spliced from 2 exons.
UCCCAUUGCUCACGACGGCGCUACAGGUUUUGUCCUCAUCUUCCGCACUGCAUUCGUCCACUGCCGGACUGCCGUUUCCUUUCUGCAGACUCGGCAUGAAGACUCGGCACCCGUAAGUUUGUGCACGGGUAACUCUCCAUCAGCUUUUGCACUUCUGAAUCUUCUGCCUAUAAAAACUGAAGUCUUUUAUUUUACUGUGUCGAAGUGGAAACGAGCAAAAUCGGAACCAACCGGCUGAAUGCUGACACAUCACGGAAUGAAAUCAGAAGAAACUAAAAGCAUAAGAGGACUUUAGAUAAAGCUCUCUAACGAAUAAAUUAGGGCUGUAAACAGACGGAGGAACUUCUUCAGCUGCUUGAACUCUGCACAUUCCGGAACACCGACUAGUGGUCAGCUCGUGGUCUGUGAGUCCGCAGUGAUUACCUUUGUCUUAAAGGACAAGUAUAGGUGUCAUCGAGACAGUGCUCACACACUUUCAAAUCUAAACAUGGUGGAGACUUUUGAUUUGUCAUGGCUUGAUUAUGGAGAAGAACUGAACUCAACUGAGAACCACACUCACGGGAACUCAACUGACUGGAACACAGAAGAAGGGAGUCAUGUGAAACUCCAAGUCCACCAUAUCCUUAUUGUGUUCUUAUAUACUCUGAUUAUAGUGUUGGGAGUUCCAGGCAAUGCUAUAGUCAUUUGGAUUACAGGAUUUAAAAUGAAGCGCUCUGUCAAUUCAAUCUGGUUCUUAAAUCUGGCUUGUGCUGACCUCCUUUGCUGCCUCACUCUCCCUUUUAUGAUGUAUACAAUCAUUCAUGACCACCAUUGGCCCUUUGGAUUGCACAUGUGCAAGGCGGUCUCUGGCUUCAUUCUCAUUAACAUGUUCUGCAGCAUCUUUUUGCUUGGUGUCAUCAGCUUGGACCGUCUAAUCCUAGUAGCCAAACCUGUAUGGUGUCAGAACCACCGGAAUGCCCGCCGUGCCAGUGUGACAUGUAUUCUGGUCUGGAUACUGGCACUGCUCCUCAGCCUUCCAUUAUUUAUUCACCGUAGAGAAUUCAAAGAUAUCUUUAGUGACAAGAUCAUCUGUGAGCCUGGCUUCAGCUACUUUGGUCAAAAUGUCCAGGCCAUAGAGCUUGGGAUGAGAAUCUAUCAGUUCCUGGUGGGCUUCCUCUUCCCAUUUGGUUCCAUCACAGUUUGUCAUUUCCUCAUAUUUCGACGAGUGAGUCAGAAUGGCCGAGGAUUCGGUAACAGGACAAAGAAAACAGUACGAGUGAUCUGUGCAGUGAUUGUCACCUUUUUUGUUUGCUGGCUGCCAUAUCACAUCAUGAGUAUCCUGAUUGCAGUCACCCCUUCCAACUCCCCAUGGCACUUCCACCUGCUGCACAUUGACUUGUUUGCGGUCACUCUGGCCUACUUCAACAGCUGCCUCAACCCCCUGCUGUAUGUGUGCAUGGGACAGGACUUCAAGGAGCGCAUGCGCAAGUCCCUGAAGAGCGUCAUGGAGAACUUCAUGAACGAUGAAAUGCCUUCUCAUGCUGUGGCCACCCUCACCACCAAGUCCUCCUCAAUAAGUGAUCGAUCAACUCAUAUCUGAUGAAGAGGACAAAGACUGAGGGACAGAGGCAUCAGCUGCCAUUUAUAUGGGGGGAUGAAGUGCACCAUCAGCCAAUGCAUGUGUCCUUCAUGUAUAUAGUGCCUUAGCAUUGUUUGCCAUAAGUGUGAAAGAAACACUGAGUGCUGCCAUGAGACUAAUUGGGGCUGACAAGAUGAGGAAUGUUUUUUCCAAAACAGAAUAAAGACUGCAUUGCUUUAAUUUUCUUCAGACGCUUCACUUUGAAGUCAUGCACGCCAAAUACAUGUACAGUAUGUACCUAACAUAUGAAGAUUUUUAUCGCAUUCUGCAAUAAGGGGGUGAAGCAUCGCAUUGAGCAAAACUAUGUGGCUGACAUCUGAAUGAACCUCCUUACUUUUCCAUUUUAUCAUUUUUUUAUUAAUAAUGAAAAAAAUGACUAGAUAAAUCAACCUAAAAAUAACGCGAGACGCAUCAACUUCUACGUUGACAUCGAUCAAGCUGGGAUCUGAAACUGGUUUUGUUGGGUUGAAUGGCCUGUUCUAAUUAAACUAACGUUCUGUAGUGUAAUUUGGAAGAAUAAUGGCGUCAGGCUUGGGGCAAUCUACCUCCUUAACUAAUCAUGAAAUUCUUGUACUAAUAUUUCAUAUGUCUUUUCAAGUAAAAUUGGAGGAAAUGUAAUGUACAACGUGUGUCUGAUUUGUUUUAUACGCGUGCUGAUUGAUAUGUUAGUCUGUAUUAAGAGAUAAUAAAAUAAAGAAGAAAGACCUCCUUUA